This is a messenger RNA of Haliaeetus leucocephalus (bald eagle), 1387 nucleotides long. It is a transcript of the gene MPLKIP, whose product is annotated as M-phase specific PLK1 interacting protein. The coding region runs from base 118 to 681 and encodes 187 amino acids. NCBI's taxonomy places the organism in Eukaryota, Metazoa, Chordata, Aves, Accipitriformes, Accipitridae. The transcript is spliced from 2 exons. The record is from RefSeq and is a predicted model, not a curated record. Gene Ontology annotation, cellular component: centrosome; nucleus; midbody.
GGGGGGGGCGGGGAGGAGAAAGCCGCCAGAAGUGACGUCGCCCCGCCGAGGCGCCUGCCGGGGGACGCCGUUGCGCAGGUUUUAUUCCUCGCCGCCGUCGCCUCGCCGGCUCGGGCCAUGUACCGGCAGAGCUUCCGCCCCCCGACGCCUCCGUACGCGGGCGGCGGCUUCCGGAGCCCUCCCUCCGGCGGGGGCCCCGUGCCACCCUCCCCGCGGGGCUACGGGAGCCCCCACCACACGCCGCCCUACGGCCACCGGCCUGGGCCUUACGGCAGCGGCCACUCGCCCCGAGGCCACGGUUUCCACGGCGGCGGCGGGCGGUUCGGGAGCCCGUCGCCGGGGGGGCAGACCCCGCGCAGGCCGCAGAGCGUCAGCCCCCGGUACCCGGCUCCCUACGGCGGCAAAUCCCCGGCUGGAGCUGCCCUGCACCCGCAGCAGCACAAGCGCUCGCCCGGGGGCUUCCAGAGGCACUACCAGGGAUCACCCAGGACAUCUACUCCAUUUGGUACAGCGCAUGGCAGAGAGAAAAGAGUGUCUAAUGAUGUGGAAAACUAUUACAGACCUUCAAUGCUUGAGGACCCAUGGGCUGGCCUAGAGCCAGUUUCUGUUACAGACAUAAACCAACAAUACAGCAGUGAGCAAACAACAUAUACUGGUAAAAAAGGGAGGUAUUUCAGCUAACACUUUUAAAGGCUAAAUAACUCCAUCUUGUCAGGAAAACUUUGGGACAAAAUCUUUACACUUACACAAGAUGAACAAUAAUCAAGACCUUAGAUAAUGCUUUUAUUUGAUCACACGUCCACCCUUUUAUCCUACUUUUUUUUUAAUUGCAUUGGAUAUUUUUAUGUAUGGGAGGGAAAAGGAGUGGUAGGAAAACUUAGAUUUCUGGCUACGUGGAAGUGCCUACCAGCUUUGAAGAACAAAGUGUUCUUUAAUCACCAGCGACUGAUUUGUGACUGUUAAAACAGGUUUCCAUAUAUUUACCUCUUCCAUGCCAGAUUGUUAGCCUUUUAUUGUAAACUCCUUUAGGAAAUGGUAUUUUUUUAUGUUUCAACAUUUUUAGAAUGAAGUACCUUGGAAAUAAAAUAAAGUUUUGUAAAUCCUUGUUUUGUAAUGUAUAAAGAUUAUUUUAGGACUUUUGUUAAGGUGUACACAUUAACACAAAUAGUACUAGUGAAAUUAGGUGACUUCUGUAAAUGUGCUUGUAUGCUGUAGUUAAGCUCUGAUUUUGUGCAUAGUAUUUUUUGUUAAUUGUAGUGUAACAUGAAGUUGAGACGUGACUUUCAGCCAUCUCAGGAAACCAAUGUAUUGUCUUUGGAAAGUUUAAUUUGUUGAACCAGCUCUUGAGUCAUAACCAUAAUUCUGUAAUCAUUUGCUUUUGUAUUUU